AUUAAAAAUAUUAAAUAUGAAUUAAAAAAAUAUAAAUAUUUCAUAUUUUCAUCAAACUACCACCCGCAAAAAUGUCACCACCGUCACUAUCUACCCUUAUCCCCUCCUCCACCACCACCAUCACCACCGUAUUCCCGCCAAAAUCACCACCACCGCCAUCACUUUCACACCUCAUUACCACCACCCGCAGAGUCGCUAUGACCAGCAUCAUUUUAACAUCCAUCUUCCCUUUCCUCUCUCAUCAACCUCCGCCUGCCACCGCAUUUUCACUCGGCAUUUCAGGACCAAAGGAUUGGUUAAGAGAUCAGAAGAAGAAAGCAGCCAAAUAUUUGUUAGCUCCAAUCGAUGCUUCUCGAAACACUCUUCAAGCUGCAUAUACAUUAAUCAGAAGUGGAAUAUCGCCGGAAAAAGAUUUGGAAGAGGUUCAACGAAUGCUUAUAUCGGCUUCAAGAGAUUGUAUUCCUAAGGAGAGGAAUUCCAUUGUUACUUUUCAAUCCAAUACUGGUGUUGAGGUGUGCACAUUUAAGUUGGUAUUAAAAAAUGCGGCUUCAUUGCUCGAUGACAAGGAUCCAACAAAGGUGGAGGCUGAGGCUAAGCUCAGUGAUCUAGAAAGGUCUUUUAGCUCUCUAAAUACCGUGGCAAAUGGUACUACUGCUCAGCUUGUAUCUGACAGACAGAAGGUGGCAGAUGCACUAAUAGAUACCAUAUCUACCCUCAACAAUUUUGAACAGAGUAUCAAAGAUUGUCUUGAGAUUUGACUAAUUCGCUUGAUUGUAUAUUAGUUCUUUAUAAUGUAAAAUUGCAAGAAUUUGUUUUAUCCAACUCACUUGAAUUUGUUGGUUUUAUUCUAUCCAGAAAGUAAAAUACCAAUAACCAUUUUCAUCA
This is a messenger RNA of Erigeron canadensis, 885 nucleotides long. RefSeq lists its product as uncharacterized. The coding region runs from base 72 to 758 and encodes 228 amino acids. The transcript has 6 exons. Gene Ontology annotation, cellular component: chloroplast. Lineage: Eukaryota; Viridiplantae; Streptophyta; Magnoliopsida; Asterales; Asteraceae. The record is from RefSeq and is a predicted model, not a curated record.